GUGAGAAGAUGUCCUACGGAUCCAUCGCUGGCAGUGGUGGCCUGGGGAGCCAUGGCCCUUUCGGGGGACCCUCCAGACAAGGCUAUCAACCCCUAGAGUGCGCUAAAUGUUGGACCGAGUACGGAAUCCGCCAUUUCCCCUGCCCGUCGCCAGAGAGCAGCCCACAGGACCCCUGUGUGGGCAAGGAUGGGGAAGGUGAUCUGGGGUCGGCGGGCACGCCCAGAGGCCCAAGGGCCAGGAAGCGAGGGCCAGGGGUCACCCCUGAAGGCAGUGGGACGCCGGAGCCGCCCUCACCACCCGCUGCUGGCCCGAGGAGGGACUCCGCGGGUGGCAUCCACAGCCGGCUGGCGGGGCCCAGUGCCACGCGGGCUAAGAAGAGGAAGCCUAACUUCCGCCCGCAGGAGACGGAGGUCCUGGUGUCCAAGGUCAGCAAGCACCACCAGCUGCUGUUCGGCACGGGGCUGCUGAAGGCCGAGCCGGCCCGCCGGUACCGCGUGUGGAGCCGCAUCCUGCAGGCCGUGAACGCGCUGGGCUACUGCCGCCGCGACCUCGUGGACCUCAAGCACAAGUGGCGGGACCUGCGCGCCGUCGUGCGGCGCAAGCUGGCUGACCUCCGGCGUGCGGCCGUCGGCCCUGGGGGGCCCCAGGCCCUGGCCCUCACGCCCGUGGAGCAGGCGGUGGCCAAGACCUUCUCCUGCCAGGCCCUGUGCCCCGAGGGCUUUGGCCCGGAGCGGCCCCGAGCCGCCGAGGUGGACCCAGGUGACCUCCAGGAGCUGUUCCAGCAGACGUCGGCCAGCGUCUUCCGAAUCAACUCCCACGUGACCUCCUUGGAGCAGAGCCUCCGGUCCCUGGGGACGCCGAAUGACACGCAGGAGCUGAGGGAGAGCCUGCACGUGACGCAGCAGGAGGCGAACAAGAGCAUCGCGGCCGGGACCGGCACCGUGAGGCAGAUGAUGGAGCUCCUGCACGGCUGCUCCCGGCAGGAGUGUCUCCAGCUGGACCGUCUGAAGACUCAGCUGUCCGACGCGGUGCAGCGCUACGGGGGGGUGCAGAAGAAAAUCGCCGAGAAGUCCCGAGCCCUGCUUCCCACGGCACAGCGGGGCAGCAAACAGCAGAGUCCCCGGGCCCCUUUUGCUGAGCUGCCUGAUGAUGAAAAGAUCUUUAAUGGGAGUGACGGCAUGUGGCAGGGCCAGGAGCAGGCGCUACUUUCGGAGAUCACGGAGGAGGACCUGGAGGCCAUCCGGCUGCGGGAGGAAGCCGUCCUGCGGAUCGAGAGUGACUUGUUGGAUGUCAAUCAGAUCAUCAAGGACUUGGCCUCCAUGGUGUCAGAGCAAGGAGAUGCCACCGGGUCCGGCAGCAGCAAGGCCACGUGCCGGCAGAGCUCCAGCCCUGAGCCCACCGUGGCGGCCCCGCUGCCCAGGCUGGGCUGUGCGUCCCCGCAGCAGGGCCUCCACUCCCGCACCAAGACGCGCAAGCCCAACUUCAGCCCCCAGGAGACGGAGGUGCUGGUACGGAGGGUGACGCGCCACUACCCGCUGCUGUUCGGGGCGCUGCGGGGCCCGCCCUCCCGGAAGCACCGAACAUGGAACAAGAUCCUGCAGGCGGUGAACGCACUGGGCCACUGCCGGCGCGACCUGGGCGACCUGAAGCACAAGUGGCGGGACCUGCGCGGGGCUGUGCGCAAGAAGCUGGCCGAGCGCCCGCCGGCCCCCGGCCUCCCGCUCACCCCUGUCGAGCGCAUGGUGGCCGAGACCUUCUCAGCCCCAGCCCCCGCCGGCGAGGGCCAGGCCGCCGAGCCCCUGCCAACGGACGAGGACGAUGAUGCCCCCAGCGGCCUGUGGCUACCCCUGCGGACCCUGGAGGGGCCGAGCCUGCCGGAACCCGAGCCCUCGGACCUACGAGGGACUAUCCCCGCGCCUACAUCCUCACCCUCCCCGCCGGCCUCUCCAGCCUCCCCAGCCUCCGUGCCCCCUGCCGCUGCGUUCCCAGGGGCCCUUGGGCCCUCCCCACCCCCCACCGCGCCACCCCCACCCCCCGGGAGGCCCGCAGGGGAGGCCUCCGAGUUUGAGCAGCGGCUGCUGGACUCGCAGAGGCGACAGGGGGCCCUGCUGUCCCACUGGUCCCAGCAGCAGAGCGUGCUGAUGGCCCAGCAGAACUGGCUGCUGCAGAGGCUGGCGGAGCAGAGCCAGCGGCUGGCCGACGGCAUGGAGGCCCUCAACCGCACCCUCGAGAAGCUGGUGGAGGCCUGCCCGGUGCCGGGAGCCUCGCCCCCCGUCGGGGAUGGCACCCCUGCUGGCGGAGCGGCCCGCGGGCCCAGCAGAGGCUCCCGGGGCAGCCCCCAGCGCCCCCACCCGGGGCUGGAGGUCUUCUCAGGGAUUAUCCUGAAGGUGGAGGAGGAGGUCUGACCCCCGAGGGCGGC
This is a messenger RNA of Lontra canadensis (Northern American river otter), 2419 nucleotides long. It is a transcript of the gene TSNARE1, whose product is annotated as t-SNARE domain containing 1. The transcript is spliced from 12 exons. Lineage: Eukaryota; Metazoa; Chordata; Mammalia; Carnivora; Mustelidae. The record is from RefSeq and is a predicted model, not a curated record. Gene Ontology annotation, cellular component: membrane; nucleus. The coding region runs from base 9 to 2405 and encodes 798 amino acids. Gene Ontology annotation, biological process: vesicle-mediated transport.